Messenger RNA from Wickerhamiella sorbophila, 747 nucleotides. RefSeq lists its product as hypothetical. The record is from RefSeq and is a predicted model, not a curated record. Bases 1 to 747 code for a protein of 248 amino acids. The transcript has a single exon. NCBI's taxonomy places the organism in Eukaryota, Fungi, Ascomycota, Dipodascomycetes, Dipodascales, Trichomonascaceae.
AUGAUCUUCAAGCAUGUUCUACUACUGAUGUCAGUAGCAGUCAUGGCAGUUCCAUUGGCUGAUAACUAUACACCAGAUGCUGAUCUUGAUGCAGAAGUUGCACCAGAGCAGAGUGUUGAGAACGCUGAGAACGUUGAGAACGUUGAGGAUGCUUCACUUGUAGACACACCUUUGCGAGCGUUGGAUCGCGUCACGCAUUUCUUCUCGAAGCAUAAACAUCAUCACCAGGAUUGUGGAUGCCAGUCUUCCAACUGCUUACCACCCCCGGCUAUGUAUUAUCCUCUUCAGCCGAUUCAGCCGAUUCAGCCGAUCCAACCAAUUCAGCCGAUCCAGCCGCUCCAGCCGCUCCCGCCUGUCUACGAGAUUCCUCCUCCUUAUAUGAGCCCUGCCACCAUAACUAAGUUCAAGACAAAGGUGCACACGCACACCAAUACCUACACCAAUCUUGACGUCAACACCAGAUUUAAGGUGUGGACACAAACUUACACAGACACUCAUCUUUCUACUGCUACCCGCGUAUUUUACCCCGAGCACACGCACACUCUUACGCGCACUGAAGAGUAUCUGGUUUACCCCGGGUUCACCGCAGCUGUUCCCACUCCUGAGGCAGUCUGUGCUCCUGUAGCCUGCGCUCCGUGCUUCGCUGCCCCAGUGCCUGUGUGCUGUGACAAGCAUCAUGGCGACUGCGGUUGCGAUUGCGGUUGCGACUGUGGCUGCGACCUUUGCCCACUCAGCUGGCUCAAUUAG